Messenger RNA from Symbiodinium sp. CCMP2592, 936 nucleotides. Lineage: Eukaryota; Dinophyceae; Suessiales; Symbiodiniaceae. The record is from the annotation of a GenBank genome assembly.
AUGCCGGAGGAGGCUGGCCACUUGGAAGCUGGACCCGAGUGCGAUGGGCUGGAAGUUUCUGCGGGCCAUUCGAGCGUUUCCGCCACCUCUUCGCAAGCUUACUCUCGAGCUUCCGCCACCAAAUCGUGGUUGGAAGGGAACAAGCUGCUGGACGGAAGGGGUUGCGUCGCCUUGGUCAGUGAUGAAGCAAUGCUCCUUCACGCCGGCCCAACCAACCACCCCGAACGGCCCGAGAGGCUUGCAGAAAUACUGAAGCAGCUUGACUUGUCAGGCUUGCAAUCGACAUGCACACAAGUUGCAUCCCGAGAAGCAACCAAAGAGGAGUUGCUGAGGGUUCACACGGAGAAUCACAUCGAGCUUGUAUCCAAAUCUUCUUCAGUUCCAAAGAAGAAGGGCAAAGACUGGGGAUUGCCAUUCGGUCCAGAUACCUACGCGAACGAGCACACGCCGCACUGUACCUUUCUCUCUGCUGGUUGCUUGUUAGCCUUGGUCGACCACUGCAUGAGAGAUACUGCCAGUGAACGAUGCGGCAUGGCUAUGAUACGUCCUCCCGGGCACCAUGCCAGUGCCGAGAAGGCAUCUGGCUUCUGCAUGUUCAACAACAUAGCGGUGGCUGCACGACAUGCCCAACGUGAGCAUGGACUUCAGCGUGUCGCCAUCCUUGAUUGGGAUGUGCAUCACGGAAACGGAACGAACGACGUAUUCGCCGAUGACGACAGCGUCCUCUUCUUCAGCCUGCACAGAUACGAUAGCACGUUUUUUCCCGGCACAGGGUAUGCAGAAGAUGUCGGAAAGUCCAGUGCCAGAGGGUAUAACGUCAACGUGCCUUUGGACAAGGGCUUUGGGGACCUUGAUGUGGCGUACGUCAUGCGUCGCAGCCUAAGUCCUGUGAUUGAUACGGUCGGAGGCUCAGGUGUGAUGGUCGUGGCAGCCUGA